CUGCAACUUUUUAUAGAUAAUAAUUUAGAUUUUGAUGAUUAUAGGGAGACGGAUUUAGACGAAGUUCUUCAAAUCAAAAAUGUGUUCUCGAAUGUAUCUAAAGGGCAAGUUGCAGCUCAGAGUGAUCUUCAAAAGGCAUUCAAGAAUGAAGAUUUGGGUAAAAUUAUUGAAGAACUCCAAGUUAGCGAGAAAGAAAGAUCACAUCAAAUUGAUAAUUUUUAUCGUGAAAUUGCUACGAUCGUUGCAGAAAAAUGUGUUAACCCGCACACGAAACGACCAUAUACCGUAACUAUGAUUGAAAAGGCAUUGGGAGAAAUACAUCUCUCGGUAAACGUGAAUAAGAAUACAAAAUCACAGGCGUUGGAUGCGAUCAAACAGCUUCAGGAAAAAAAAGUCAUUCCUAUUUCCCGCGCUCAAAUGCGUUUGAGAAUCACGAUUCCAAAUUCUAAGGAAACUAAGAAAGCCAAAGAGAAGUUGACGCCUUUGAUUGCAAGUAUUGAAGAUGAAAGCUGGGAUAAUGAAUAUGAACUG
Messenger RNA from Racocetra fulgida, 531 nucleotides. The record is from the annotation of a GenBank genome assembly. Lineage: Eukaryota; Fungi; Glomeromycota; Glomeromycetes; Diversisporales; Gigasporaceae.